This is a messenger RNA of Dendrobium catenatum, 1793 nucleotides long. Its product is annotated as pre-mRNA-splicing factor SLU7. Gene Ontology annotation, cellular component: spliceosomal complex. NCBI's taxonomy places the organism in Eukaryota, Viridiplantae, Streptophyta, Magnoliopsida, Asparagales, Orchidaceae. Gene Ontology annotation, molecular function: pre-mRNA 3'-splice site binding. Gene Ontology annotation, biological process: mRNA splicing, via spliceosome. The record is from RefSeq and is a predicted model, not a curated record.
UAUCCUUCAAAUCUCGGGAAGACCAUAGAAAGCAACUUGAGUUGGAAGAGGCCCGUAAAGCUGGGCUUGCUCCAGCUGAGGUUGAUGAAGAUGGUAAAGAGAUCAAUCCUCAUAUCCCUCAGUAUAUGUCAUCAGCCCCUUGGUACCUUAAUGCUGAGAGACCAAGUUUAAAGCAUCAAAGGAAAUGGAAAUCUGAUCCUAAUUAUACAAAAGCAUGGUAUGAUCGAGGUGCAAAGAUCUUUCAGGCCGAUCGAUAUAGGAAGGGCGCUUGUGAAAAUUGUGGCGCAAUGACUCAUGAUAAGAAAUCAUGCAUGGAUAGGCCUCGGAAGUUGGGAGCUAAAUGGACAAAUAUGCAUAUAGCUCCUGAUGAGAAGAUUGAAACAUUUGAGCUUGACUAUGAUGGAAAACGCGAUCGUUGGAAUGGUUUUGACCCAUCUAGUUUUGCUCGUGUGGUGGAGAGAUUUGAAACCAGGGAGGAGGUUAGGAGGAAAUACUUGAAGGAACAACAGAUAAAGAAGCUUGAGGAGAAACAGACGAAUCCGAAUAAUGAAGAUAUUGUUAGUGAUGAGGAUGAUGAUGAAGAUGACUUGAAGGUUGAUGAAGCCAAAGUUGACGAGAGCAAGCAGAUGGACUUUGCAAAGGUGGAGAAGCGUGUUCGUACUACAGGUGGCGGAAGUACCGGAACUGUCAGAAAUUUGCGUAUUCGAGAGGAUACUGCAAAAUACCUUUUGAACCUUGAUGUCAAUUCUUCUUACUAUGACCCCAAGACCCGUUCAAUGCGUGAGGAUCCUUUACCUGAUGCUGAUCCAAAUGAGAAGUUCUAUGUGGGUGAUAACCAAAAUAGAAUCAGUGGGCAAGCAUUGGACUUCAAGCAGCUUAACAUUCAUGCUUGGGAAGCCUUUGAAAAAGGGCAGGAUGUUCACAUGCAAGCUGCUCCAUCUCAAGCUGAAUUGUUAUUUAAGAACUAUAAAGUUAUCAAGGAGAAGUUGAAAUCUCAAAAUAGGGAUACCAUUAUGCUGAAGUAUGGGAAUGCGGCCUCAGAAGAAGCUCUUCCAAGGGAACUUCUCCUCGGGCAGAGUGAGAGAGAAGUUGAAUAUGACCGUGCUGGGAGAAUUAUUAAAGGACAAGAGGUUGUACUUCCCAGGAGUAAGUACGAGGAGGAUACCUAUGCAAACAAUCAUACCAGUGUAUGGGGUUCUUGGUGGAAGGACCACCAGUGGGGUUACAAGUGCUGUAAACAGUUGAUUCGAAAUAGCUACUGCACAGGCUCUGCUGGAAUUGAGGCGGCUGAAGCUGCAGGGGAUUUAAUGAAAUCCAACAUUGCUCUUAAGGAGGCUACAGAAGAGACCCCAGAGAAGCAGGAAGAGAAGCAGCUUGCUACGUGGGGAACUGAAGUCCCACAGGAUUUGGUUCUUGAUAAAAAACUUCUUGUUGAGUCUCUAAAGAAGGAGGAUCAACGGAAGAAGGAAGAGAAAGAUGAAAGAAAACGAAAAUACAAUGUCAAGUGGAGCGAUGAGGUUACUGCUGAAGACAUGGAGGCUUAUAGAUUGAAGAGGAUUCAUCAUGAUGAUCCAAUGAAGGAUUUUCUCCACUAGUUAGUUCUUCCAAACCAUCUUGCAUUUUGUUUCAUAAAGAAGCCCUCAUAUUCCACUGGUUCAAUGUUGAUCAUUUGGAAUUUGAAUCAUAUGGGCUUAAGAGGUUUAUUGUCAUUUUAUUUUUUGUAUAAAAAACUUGUGAACUUAAUGCAAAUACAAAAAUUAUGUAAAUAAAAACACCAAACAAGUUUGCAUUUA